AUGACAAUCCCAGUUAUCGAGAUGCUCUUUGUUUUGGAAGACAUCCAACCACCCAAUGACAUGUGCCUGCGAGUGAAUCCCAAGGGCCUGGACGAGGAGAGCAAGGACUACUUGUCCCUCUACCUGCUCCUGGUGUCGUGCAACAAGACGGAAGUGCGGGCCAAGUUCAAGUUCUCCAUCCUGAACGCCAAGCGCGAGGAGACGAAGGCGAUGGAGAGCCAGCGGGCGUAUCGGUUCGUGCAGGGCAAGGACUGGGGCUUCAAGAAGUUCAUUCGCCGCGACUUCCUGUUUGACGAGGCCAACGGGCUCUUGCCUGACGAUAAGCUCACUCUGUACUGCGAGGUGAGCGUGGUGGCGGACAGUGUGAACAUUUCCGGCCAGUCGAACGCGGUUCAGUUCAAGGUGCCACCGUGCCUGCGAGUGAAUCCCAAGGGCCUGGACGAGGAGAGCAAGGACUACUUGUCCCUCUACCUGCUCCUGGUGUCGUGCAACAAGACGGAAGUGCGGGCCAAGUUCAAGUUCUCCAUCCUGAACGCCAAGCGCGAGGAGACGAAGGCGAUGGAGAGCCAGCGGGCGUAUCGGUUCGUGCAGGGCAAGGACUGGGGCUUCAAGAAGUUCAUUCGCCGCGACUUCCUGUUUGACGAGGCCAACGGGCUCUUGCCUGACGAUAAGCUCACUCUGUACUGCGAGGUGAGCGUGGUGGCGGACAGUGUGAACAUUUCCGGCCAGUCGAACGCGGUUCAGUUCAAGGUGCCCGAGUGUCGGCUGGCGGACGAUUUGGGCGGCCUUUUCGACACGCAGCGGUUCUCUGACGUUACUCUGUAUGUCGGCGGUCGGGAGUUCCUCGCCCACAAGGCUAUUCUAGCUGCCCGGAGUCCCGUGUUCGCGGCCAUGUUCGAGCACGAGAUGGAGGAGCGGAAACACAACCGGGUGGAGAUCACGGACAUGGACCACGACGUGUUCAAGGAGAUGCUGCGCUACGUGUACACUGGUCGGGCGGCGAACUUGGACCGGAUGGCGGACGACCUCUUGGCGGCGGCCGACAAGUACGCCCUCGACCGCCUCAAGGUCAUGUGCGAAGAGGCCCUGUCCUCGUCCCUUUCCGUCGACAAUGCUGCCGACGUCCUCAUCCUGGCCGAUCUCCACUCUGCCGAGCAGCUUCGGGCCCAGAGCAUCGAGUUUAUCAACUCGCACGCCACCGACGUCAUGGACACCCACGGCUGGAAGUCCAUGAUCAAGUCGCACCCGCACCUCAUUGCCGAGGCCUUCCGGGCCCUGGCCACCCAGCAGGCCCCGCCGAUUGGCCCGCCGAGGAAGAAGAUCCGCUCCAGCUAA
Messenger RNA from Notodromas monacha, 1335 nucleotides. Lineage: Eukaryota; Metazoa; Arthropoda; Ostracoda; Podocopida; Cyprididae. The record is from the annotation of a GenBank genome assembly.